Molecule: messenger RNA, 1008 nt
Organism: Ornithorhynchus anatinus (platypus)
Lineage: Eukaryota; Metazoa; Chordata; Mammalia; Monotremata; Ornithorhynchidae
Product: vomeronasal type-1 receptor 4-like
Exons: 2
Coding region: 1-1008 (335 amino acids)
Biological process (GO): G protein-coupled receptor signaling pathway
Cellular component (GO): membrane
Molecular function (GO): pheromone receptor activity
Source: RefSeq, a predicted model, not a curated record
AUGCAGCCUGAAAGCAGGGAUAAGGAGACCUGGGGCAGUGAGAGCCCUGGGGCAGUGAUGAAGUAUUCUGAAUUCUGCAAUUCUGAAGAAGUCAAGAAAAUACCUUCAGGUGACGGGAUUUUGACAAUUCUGUUCAUUGCUCAGACUGGGGUUGGGCUUCUGGGGAAUUCAAUUCUGCUCAUGCUGUAUAUCACCAUUUUCAUUUUCCAUCACCAACAGAAGAAGAUCACAGACCUGAUCCUCACUCACCUGACUGUGGCCAACACAGUGACCCUUCUCACCCAGACUACUCCAGGGAUGGUUAUUGCCUUCAGGUGGGAGAAUUCUCUGGAUGGUUUUGGGUGCCAGGUCAACUCCUGUAUCAGGAGAGUGGCCAGAGGCCUUUGUAUCUGUACCACCUGUCUCCUGAACAGUUUCCAGCCUGUCACCAUCAGCCCCAGCAGCUCUGGCUGGGUCCAUCUGAAACACCAGGUCCCCAGGUUGAUCUUGCCUGCCUUUAUCAUAUUCUGGAUCUUCAAUCUAUUAGUGAAAAUGAAUGUACUAAAACCAAUUGUAGACAACAAAAAUGUCACCAUUUCAAUCAGUGGUGACAGUAGGAAGAGUUGUACUAGCAUAUUUUAUUUAAAUAAGAUAAAUAAUUCUUCAUUUCUCACUGCUAAAACUUUCUGUGAUGUCUUCUUUGUGCUCCGCAUAAGCUGGGCCAGUGGUUAUAUGGUACUUGUGCUACACCACCAUCGUAGGCAAGCCCAGCACAUUCAUAGCAGCAGCCAAACCCACAAAGCUUCCCCAGAGACCAGAGACAUCCAGACCAUCCUGCUCCUGGUCACUUGCUUCGUUUCUUUUUAUUGCAUCAAUAGCAGCAUUACUCUGUUUAUGAAUUUUAUUAAGAUGGAUGACAUGACGCUUUAUGAUCCUUUAUCAUUUCUGGGUUCAUGUUAUGCUUUCCUUUGCCCCUGGGUGCUGGUCAGCAGUGCUCCCCGCAUUUCCAGACUCAAAUCAAUCUUUUAA